CUUGCCCCCCCUGAACCUUCUCCGCGACCCUCCUCUUUAUCUGCCCAAGCCGGCCGAUCUUCGACCAGUCCGGCAAAGGCCCAGAACACCACUAUGGGAAAAGAUUGUCUCCGGAUCCGGAGAGGGGGGGGGGGGAAGCAUAUCCACACGUGUCAGUGAGAUGGGUAUGUUCCAUGGGUUCCUGCCAGCCUGGGCUCCAGACCGGGGUGGCGCUUGCGUUUCAGCAACAGUGCCAACUCCACCUCUAUCUAGUAGCCGAUCCAUUGACAAUGCCGACGAACGCUCACAUACCACCAACAUGAACUACAACAAAGUCACAGGCUGGCAACCGAUCCAUACGCCUGUGCGACAGGUGUAUGGAUGUCGCACGGGCCGAUCGGUUACAGCACUCCAUUCAAACCCAAAUAUCCCCAUCAUCCGAGAUCUAGACCCUCACCUCUCCAACAGUUCAACUACACAUAUCGAACUUAGCCUCCUCCCGACCGAUCCAACCUGCAAGGAUGAAUCUCGACCUAUAGAUCCCAUCCAUCCCCAAAAAAGUGUUAUACUCCCUUCCCGCGAAUCCGCAGCCUCCCUGCGCACGUCAAUCAUCCACCGCGGACGGGACGACCGGCAGCAAGGGCGGGCCCAAUCUUCCUUUCACCCAGGUCUCUAAACAUAAACUCCAUGCAAGGAUGCAUAAUAUAUGAACCUCAGAAUCUACGAGUGAGAACCUUGCGGGGAGCAGCCAGAGGCAAAGUCUAGGAAGUGAAGUAUGCAGCCACAUCGUC
Aspergillus brunneoviolaceus CBS 621.78 is the source of this 770-nucleotide messenger RNA. RefSeq lists its product as uncharacterized. The transcript has 2 exons. Lineage: Eukaryota; Fungi; Ascomycota; Eurotiomycetes; Eurotiales; Aspergillaceae. The record is from RefSeq and is a predicted model, not a curated record. Bases 161 to 655 code for a protein of 164 amino acids.